Lymnaea stagnalis (great pond snail) is the source of this 7599-nucleotide messenger RNA. The record is from the annotation of a GenBank genome assembly. Lineage: Eukaryota; Metazoa; Mollusca; Gastropoda; Lymnaeidae.
GAGCAAAGAACAAACACCGUUGUAAACUAUGUUGACUGUGCUCCAUAGUCCUAUAUUUGUAUACUAUAAAUAAUAGGCAUAUGUCUGAUAUAAUUAUGGGCUCGCUGCUAUGCCUAUUGGGUUGAUUCUGCUGGCUUUAACCAUUGUUUUAUUUCACUAAUGGAAAGGCAAAGACGACUAGCAAGUUUAAGCCCCUUGAAGGGGCCCUUGCUUUGUUACUUUGUAAUUGUAACUGUAACUUUGUUUGAGGCACUAAUGCACUUCUUUUAAUUUUUGGUCUUUGCUGGCAUUUGUAGCAGUCAUCGCCGUAGCCCAUUUUGUUUCUUACGUAGUGUAUGAAUUACCGAUUAUCAUCAGAAUAGUUUGUCUACGAACAGCUACACAUAUCUACUAAAUACUGUUAUUGUUUACUUAAUUAAUUAAGUAACUAAGCCCAUGACAUGUCUUAAAUCUAUAGUAGUUAAGUUGGGGUCAGAAAACAUUAUUUAAAUAAUUUUGUGGAGGUCCUAAUUGGCCAUGGGCCAAGAUACAAAGUCACCAAUCAUCCAGUUCCAGGAUCUAAAAUUUUCCAUUUGCGGGGCAAAGAAAUAUGGGUGAAUAUCCAUCAAAUACGGAAAUACAUGUUUAAAUGUUACAUUCAUGUACCAGUAUUUUCCUGGCCUUUUUAAAUAUUUACUUUAAUAAAGGUAUUUUGAUAAUAAAAUAAUUCAAAAUAAAUUGUUUCCAGGGCUAUGCCAUAAAUUUUUGUCAAUGGAAAAACAAGGCCAUUCAUAGAAUACGGUGAAUCAAAAAUAGCUUUGAGAUUUGCACUGAAACGAUUAGAAAAAAGCAGCCACAGACAUCCACUUUUUUACUGUCUUGAAAUUUCUUAACAUCACAAGUGUCAUAUAUUUAUAUAUAAUACAUUAGGCCUUCUUUGUUUAAUUGUUUGUGAUGCAGGGGAUGGGUGUAAAUGAAUCGAUUUUGUUAGUUUAAAUACAAUAUGCAGACUUAUAACUGUGUUGCAUGAAACCACAGAUCAUAAGUAGUGUAAAAAUGAACAACUUUAGGAGCGUAAUUUAAAGUGUUCUUUAAUAAUUUAAAAAUAAUUAGUAAAUGUAAAAUUCUUUCUUAGCUCGCAGGCCUUUACAAACAAGGUGGUGGGCCGCACAGAAUUGAUUUUGGGUUUUUUGUGAUGCUUAUGUAAUAAAAAAUAUGCAUUUUAUAUCUUAGUAUAAUAUCUAUUAAAUCGAUAACUAUAAUAAUAUUCGAGGAGAUAAAAGACUAUAUGUAUGCUUAACAGUACAGUGCUAGUAAAGUGGCACUAGAUGGGAACAGUGCUGGUAGGGUGCCUUUGAUGUCAAUAUUUUAAUUCUGUACCAAUGAGCUUAUUGUAGAAAAUAUACCAAAAUGUCAAGUGAAGAGGAAGACUACAUGUCAGACACAUUUUUAUUAAAAUGGUAAGAUUUAGCCUCAAAGGUAUGAAGAUAAAGUCAUGACAAGAUUCAAAAUAUUAGUAUUAUCAUAUCAUUCAUAUUGAUAAAAAUAAUGAUACCAUUCCCAUUUGAUUUUCAUUAUGUGUUUACAUUUAUCUACUCGCAUGACUUUAUUAAUUGUGUGUAUCUGUUGAAUAAAAUAUUUAUUGAUGCGAUCAAUUAGAUCAUUUCAAAUACCGUUAAUUUUUUUUUUUUUAUAUAUUUGUAUUUAUUGUCAGUGGUGACACAAGACCUGGACUUGCCCCCAAACAAAUCCAGAAAAAAUAUGAAAAAGAAAAGCUACAUAAAGAAACAGCAAAAAAGAAUGCACCAAUCCCAAAGCGCCAACUUGAGGCUUUGCAUCGUGAGACAGGCCUCAGUUCCACCAUCUCAAGUGAAAGCAAAGGCUAUGCAAUGCUACAGAAGAUGGGUUAUAAACCAGGAAUGGGGAUUGGAAAGUUAGGUAAUUGUUUUAUUAAUACUAUUUAACUAUUUUUAUGGUAGCUUAGUUAGGCUUUACAAAAGAAUAGAAAUUAUAUGUUAUAGAUAUAUACCAAUAAUCAAAUGCGAUUGUUUUUUAAAGGAGCUUUUAAGCUUUAAACUUAAUAAUCCUAAAGUUUGUAUGCGUCAAAUGAUAAUAUUUCAUUGUCCCUCGUCACUUUGCGCUUCAACUUUCACGGCUUCACUCUAUCGCGUUAUUUUUCCUUUUAAUGUUAAAAAAUUUAUUUAGAGGGCUGUGAUCUGGUUUUCUAGGCUCUAACUAUAAAAAUAUUUGAUUUACAAAUAAAGAAUCCUACUUCAUGGAAAUUCACUUAUCUCUGUAGAGUCUGGAACUAAUUAACCGCGAUAAACGAGGGACGACUGUAUUGAUUUUCAUUAUUUUGUCAUCCAAUUUAAUAAAUCUUAAACUAUAAAAAUUGGCUCUGUCUGUCUUUGAUAAUUGUAAAAUUCAAUUUAUCAUCUAAUAAAUGGACAUCAUAAAAAACAAACUUUAAAGUUAGAGUGAGAGGAUAUUCAAUACCCAUGUUUUAUGUUAGGCAUCCUAUCAAUCUUCUUUCAUUGCUGUAUAAUUCAGGGACAGGUAGAACUGAGCCUGUCCCCAUUGAACUCAAAACCGGACGUUCAGGAUUGGGUAGGGAUACAGAAAUGAAGCGUAAAGCAACAGAGAUGAACAACAUGAGAGCGGUGAUGGCAGUCAAGCGGAGAAAAGCAGCGGAGAAAGAUAAAGAAACAUUCAUGGGUAGAAUGAGUGAAAGAUUCAAUGAAAGAAAUGUUUGGAGAGAUCUGAAUACAGCACAGAAGGCAUGUUUACAACUAGACCAAGAACAGGUGAGGAAAUAUCUAUCAAUAGUUUAAUUCACUCAGUUUGAGAAUCUUUUCAUUAUUCAAACUUAUUUUUCUUUUAUCACGAAAUUAAAAACUUUUUAAAAAAAUGUUAAUUCAGAAAAAAGCCACAUUUUGUGCAUGUACACAUAUUCUGGCACUGGUUGUGAUAAAUGUACAACACAUAUACAUAUUCAAGGACCGGUAGUGAUAUAUUUUAUAGAGUAUAAAGAAGAGAUGAAACAGCUCUAACUGGCCUUGUGGUGCAAUUGUAACAUUAUCUUGACAAAGAGGCAUUGCAGCAGCUCUAGUGCCUUAUUUAGGGUGCUGGGUAGCCAAGCGGUCUAAACUGAGGCAAUGCCAAGCUUGUGCACCCUGUCCCCAUCAAAAGCCACGAUGAACCAAAACAACACCAACACCGAUUUAAGAGAAGGCAGGCAAUGAGAUUAUUUCAGAUUGGAGUCUGUAGGCGCUAUGACAUAAGUGCACUGUGAAACACAAGACACGCUGCUGGUCACCCACUGCAUCCUGGUCUAUUUCCAGUCAUCUUGAUGAAGUCUUGCCAUUGGAUCAAAUAGUCAAAGUUGAGAGAGGGAGGUUGAUGAAUUGAGGAACUCUUCCUUACUUUAAACAAAAUACAGCUCAAGUCAAGGCUGCUACGCUGUUGGAGGCCUUGGUCAUCUUUGCACGCGAAGGACAAGCUAAAGUGCCAGAUUAAUUGUUUAUUCUUUUAUACUAAUGUUUAAUUGGUUGUCAUUUAUCACGAGGCUACUGGGGUUUCACAGUUAUUAUUAGUCCAGAAAUUGCGUUUGAGGAGCUCAGAAUGAUUCAUUAUGACAAUUACAUUUUUUUAAAAAUAAUAUAUUAGGAUUUGCUCUCUAUAUUGUUGACAUUUUAUUUCUUACUUGAUCAGGGUAUCAGUGAGCCUGGGGAGCCAUUUUUUUGGCCAGCGGUUAGUUUGCAAACUGAGGAAGAAGAUAAAACAGGUGAGGAGGAAGAUACAGAGAAGGACAAGUUACAAGACUAUAUCAAUGAUGUCAAUGCUAAGCAUCCAGAUGUUGAAGAUGAAAUUGAUAAGGAUGAAGUUAUUGAAUGCCCGACAUACUUAGAGUUCUCUGUAAGUUUUCUUAACCAACAUUUCUGGUAGAAAUCUCAUGAGACAUCAUAUUGCAUUAAAGAUUAUAAUGAAAUGUGUGAAUUAUCUUAUCCAGUAUUGCUCUUUUUGGAGCUAAGUUUAUGACUGUAGUAUCAAGGAAAUAAGGGGCAAUGUCAGGUUAUUAUUGAGUUCAGGGGAAAUGUUAAUGAUGAGAUCCUCAAACUAGAAGGUUAAAAGAAAUUUCUUUUUAUUUUGAUCUGGCUGGUUCAAUUAAGCAAUGCUGUUUCUAUUUUCUCAUUUUCAGGAAUCUGAGAGAUUAGAGAUUGUAACAAGAUAUUUACGAAAUACCUACUUUUACUGUUUAUGGUGUGGUACAAAAUAUGAUGGUUAGUAUUAAUAGUUUAUUUUUUCUAUGUUUGACCCCAGGUGGGCAUAGACAGUCUAUUGUUUAUGCCACACCACGUUGGCUUUCUGUCUUUCAUCUUUAGUGUAUGAGGGUUUUUUUCUCUGGUUUUACCUAUUUCAUUCUAAAAAGCUGAAUGCUGCUUCUUUAUAAGUUCUGAUUGCUGCUUCUCUAUAAGGUCUGAUUGCUGCUUCUCUAUGUGGGCUGAGAUGAUGUCAUUGACAGAAAACUCACAGGGAAGGGGGUGGGGGGGGGGGGGCAUGAUUUCAUUGAUAUUUUUAAAUGACAAUGAGAGAUGUGUAUCAAGGGAUGUACUGGGACACAGUCGGCGCAGGGAAUCUCAUAACACCAUUUUCAUUGACAGAAAACUCACAGGGAAGGGGGUGGGGGGGGGGGGGCAUGAUUUCAUUGAUAUUUUUAAAUGACAAUGAGAGAUGUGUAUCAAGGGAUGUACUGGGACACAGUCGGCGCAGCGAAUCUCAUAACACCAUUAGUCCCAGCCAUAGAAUCUCAUAACACCAUUAGUCUUAGCCAUAGAAUCUCAUGACAUCAUUAGUCCCAACCAUAGAAUCUCAUGACACCAUUAGUCCAAGCCAUAGGGAAUGGGUAAUUUCAUUCAUUUUUUUUUUUUUUAUGAAAUACAAAAAUUAAAGUUGAAAUUUAUCAUAGUUUUAUGAUUUUUUUGAAUAUUUUUUUUAAAAAUCGGAUCCUCGAGAUUGUGUACUGAAUGGGUAACCCUUGUCAUGAGCCCUCUUAUGUUCAGGUGAUCUUUCCUUAGAUUACAACAAUUUUUUUCUGAUCUUACAUUGUUUUUUAAUGUGCCCAAGAAAACACAAAAAUAAUAUAAGAAAUCAAACCAAUACUAAAUUUAAAUCAAAAUAUCAACAGGUCAUUUAUUACUUAAAUAUACUAAGAAAUAUAAUAUGGAAAUAUGCAUCAUUAUUGUCACAUAAAUAUAAGAGUGUAGGACUGAUAAAUCUUCAAAGUAGAUUAAAUGGACACAAACGAUUUGUGUAAAUAAAAUAAUAUAAGUCAGGAUUUAAUAAUGAUCAUACAGAAUACAAAAUAUAGAUGUUUUGGCAAAUGCCUUCAUCAGUACAAAAAACAUUCAUUAAGUAAUAAUUAAAUGUACAUAAUAUAGAUAUAUAUUCAUGUAUAUGACCUAAAAAUGAGAGAAAAGAAUAAGAGUGGGUGCCAGUCCCUGACAAAAACAAAGCUCAGAAGAACAGAAAGGAAGUGAGUGGAAGUAAACAUUAAAAACCAAACUAUCUUUUUAGAGAUAGAGUGCUUACUAAUCUUUUUAGAGAUAGAGUGCUUACUAAUCUUUUUAGAGAUAGAGUGCUUACUAAUCUUUUUAGAGAUAGAGUGCUUACUAAUCUUUUUAGAGAUAGAGUGCUUACUAAUCUUUUUAGAGAUAGAGUGCUUACUAAUCUUUUUAGAGAUAGAGUGCUUUCUAAUCUUGUUAGAGAUAGAGUGCUUACUAAUCUUUUUAGAGAUAGAGUGCUUACUAAUCUUUUUAGAGAUAGAGUGCUUUCUAAUCUUGUUAGAGAUAGAGUGCUUACUAAUCUUUUUAGAGAUAGAGUGCUUUCUAAUCCUGUUAGAGAUAGAGUGCUUACUAAUCUUUUUAGAGAUAGAGUGCUUUCUAAUCUUUUUAGAGAUAGAGUGCUUACUAAUCUUUUUAGAGAUAGAGUGCUUUCUAAUCCUGUUAGAGAUAGAGUGCUUUCUAAUCCUGUCAGAGAUAGAGUGCUUGCUUGCAAAUCCUAUUAGAGAUAGAGUGCCUGCUAGUCCUAUUGGAGAUAGAGUGCUUGCUAAUCCUGUCAGAGACAGAGUGCUUAUUGGUGCUAUUGGAGAUAGAGUGCUUACUAAUCCUGUCAGAGACAAAGUGCUUACUAGUCCUAAUAGAAUAGAGUGCUUACUAAUCCUGUUACAAUUAUUAUAUUGUAUAAUAGUAUAGAUUCCUAACCUAACUGUUAUAGUUUUAAAAUCUAUACCGGUAAUGAGAGAGUAUUAGUUUCUAUAUCAUAAGUUCUAUGUUAUGCUCCAUGAACUCCAUGGAGUAACUUCUCAACAUAUUUGUAUUUGUCAUUUGUUCUAAUCUCUCUAGACAAACAAGAUCUGGAAUCCCAUUGUCCUGGAAACUCUAAUGAAGCCCACGAAUAAUCUCUUUAACAGUGAGCAAUAUUAUAGUUAUAGCCUCUACAUGUUGCCUUAUAAUUAGAGUGAGUUUCUGGAAUAACUUAAAGUUAUAGAUAACAAUAUCUGUUUUCUGAGCCACUCUCCCACAAGAGGCCCUUUGGACUGUGGAUGAGUAGUCCUUACUUAAGUAUAACCAUUUCAAGUUGGUGUUGAGUUGACAGCUGCAACCGACCCCAGGGCGUACAUCAUCCACCAAUUCCAGGUGUACAUGAUCUUCCACAAAUUCCAGGUGUACAACUUUUACCACUUUUAUUUUUGCUACAUAACAAGAUAUAAAUAUAAUGCUAUGCCAUAGAAAGUCUAAUACCUGGUAACUGAGAUGUACUAAUGAUUUCUCACAAGGAAGCUCUGCAUUAUUUUUACAGAUUAUUAUUAUUAUUAUUAUCUCAGCUAAUUCAUGGAUUAAAGCCCUGGUAAAAUUCUUUAUAAUAUGUGAAGGACUGCGUUCACUAUGUUUGAAGUAAAUAAAUAGUGGAACAAGAUAUGCGUAGGUUUGAAAAGAAAAGAUUGGACAAUGAAAUGCACCAGACAUAACAUUCUUGAAUUUUUUCUGAGCAAAUUAAUGACCCUAAACAGUAAAGCUCUCAUUGCAUCAUUUGAAAGGGCACCAGAGAUUUUCUUUUUAGUUGACAUCAUUGAAUUUAGCUGUUCCAAUCGUGAAAUGUGUGUUGAUUCAGUUUUAAAAAUUUCACCAAUAAAAUGUAUCUUGUAACGUAUGAGAAAAAGAAAUGUUUUGAAUUUUAAAAAUCUGGCUAUUACACAGUUCUAAUUUUUUUUUAAAGAGAAUUAUGAUUUAAUGUGUUUUCAUGAUUAAUUACUUUGACCAUGAAUUGCGCACAAGUCAGUUUCAAGAAAUUUCAGUUCAAAUAGUGUCAACUAUAUCAAAAGCCAGCUGGACAGAUACGCCAAAUUUAGUGCAAACUAAAGUUUAUUUGUUGAUGUUCCUCUGUAAAUUCUAAAACUGCAUUGUUUUUUUUUAAAUUUUCUUUCAAUAAAAUCGGUAUUUGUUUUUUUUUAAAAAGAAAUGUUUACUUAUACUUAUAACUUAUUGUUAUACCUUUUUUGUAAUAUUUUGUUAAUGGACAAAAAAAACGGGUUUGAAAUGAAAAAUUGUCAAAAUAUCAUCA